Messenger RNA from Oncorhynchus tshawytscha (Chinook salmon), 7798 nucleotides. RefSeq lists its product as uncharacterized. NCBI's taxonomy places the organism in Eukaryota, Metazoa, Chordata, Actinopteri, Salmoniformes, Salmonidae. The transcript is spliced from 11 exons. The coding region runs from base 187 to 2292 and encodes 701 amino acids. The record is from RefSeq and is a predicted model, not a curated record.
GUUCAGCCCCAGUCGUCAAGUGCUGCUCUUGGGGGGCGAGGUUGAGAGGGAGGGUGACGCCAAGAAGGGAGAGAAAUACAUGCAUCAAUAGGUUAGGCAACAUAUUUCUCCUGCAAUCCCGUUAUAACGUUGCCUACUCUGUCAAUACGGAGGAGAUAGUGUGAAUUUAAAGAGCCAGGAGAUCUGAUGAAGAUGAAGACAGUCAGUGUGGUGAUGCUGAGCUUGCUGCUCUGCUCAGCUCUGUCGGCCCCUUUGAAAGGUAAAGAAGACUCCCAGAAGACCAUGUUCUUUGGGGAGGACUUCCAUCUGCUGCUGCCCUCCCUGGCUGCAGAGGUUUUGUUCCAGCCCAGUAAUGCCAAGGCGGGGGUUGAGGUGGUCCUGAUGCGGGGUGGGUCCGUGGUCGGUAACCGUGCCAAGCUCAACAGUCAGCUCAGUCACCUGAUCCUAGCGAACGUGGGCGAGGGGGACGAGGGGACGUACUCGGUGAAGAACAACGAACAGCCGGAAGAGGUCCGACGCAUCACACUCAUCGUCAGAGACUGUUCCAACGAGCAGAACAUUAAGUAUGGGGAGAACUACCACAUCCAGCUGGUGGGGGUGGAGGCUCCCAUCACCCUGGAGUAUAAGCCCAGUGCUGUGGAGGCCAACCUGACCUCCAGGCCGCCCCUGGUGCUGAUGACCCGAGGAGGGCUCUCCAGAGAUGGGUACCAGGGGCGCCUGAGUGUCAACGAGCACCGGAUCACCCUCAAUGCCGUGACAGGCGCCGAUGAGGGAAGCUACACCGUCAGAGACACGAACCUGAAGAUCAUGAGGAAGGUCUGCCUAAACGUCAAAGAACACCAGAACUUUGUGAAGCUGCCGUACGCUGGCACCCUGAAGAUCAACCUGAUUCUGACUGCCUCCAUGGUGCGUCUGUUCUACACGCCCGACUACGACUUAAAAACCAGACUGAUCCUGGACGGGGGAGAGUUAAAGGUGCCAGCAGACCUGGAUCUGGUGGGGCGGAUCUCUCUGGAUCCGUCUGUGGUCAUCCUGGACCAGGUCAAGGCCAGCGACGUCGGACAGUUCAAGGUCACGGACAUACUGGGGUUUCCUGUGUCCAACGUCUACCUGGAAGUGGAGGCCUACAAGCUGCCGUCCCUCUACGUGGCAAUCAUAGCACUGGUGGGCUUCCUGGUCCUCCUGCUGUUGGUGUGUCUGCUGUCCUGCCUGGUCAAGCAGAAGAAGAGGGCAGCCAAGGCUCGAGCCAUCGAGAAGAUUGCCCAAAACGCAGGCAAGGAGGACGAGGGAGAUGCCUUCAGACAGGUGGUGAAGAACAUUACUCAGUUUGAGGAGUCUAUAGCCCAGUCCAUCGACAUCACAGAGAAGUCUCAGAGCACUGAGGUGGACAUUAAAGGUCUGGAGGUGUCAUCCAAGGAGGUGGCAUGUGGUAACCUGGAGACCAGUGACUCAGGGGUGGAGUUUAACACCACUGGCCUCCCAUUGGACACUGACACUGACGUCCCCGACCAGAUUCCAGAAUCAGAGGCUGAGACUGAGAGUGUUGCCUUCGUCCCAGAAACCAAGCCAAGCCCACCCCCGGUUACCAAACCUAGCCCGGUUACCAAAAUCAACAAAAUCCCUGAACCAGCUCCUGAACCAAAGUUGACCAUAACCAAACCCGUUGAGACCAAACUCAGCCCAAUCCCAAGCCCGGUCUCCAAGCAGGCUCCAAGCCCCAUUGCCAAAACACCUGAACCAGCCAAAACUCCUGAACCGAAAAUACCUGAAUUGAAAACACCUGAACCAACCAAAACUCCUGAUUUGAAAACUCCUGAAUUGAAAACACCUGAACCAACCAAAACUCCUGAUUUGAAAACUCCUGAAUUGAAAACACCUGAACCAGCCAAAACACCUAUUGCUGUGUCUCCAAGCCUGGUGUCCCCUAAGCCAACCCCACCCCUGACCCCUGUUUCCAAACCAACUGCACCCCAACCAUCAACCCCCGAACCCGCCAAGCUGGUGACACCAACCCCGGAAUCCCAAAAGCCUGUGACACCAAUCCAGACUCCGAUCCCAACCCCAAUGCUGAGCCCUGAACCUGCUCCGACCACCAAUGGCACACCCGAACCACCAGCACCUGAAUCCAAACCUAACACUGCUCUGGCCCCAGUGGGUCUGAUCGAAAGUCCUGUCGCCAAGGCAACCCCGCCUAAAACCCCUGAGGUGGAGGUGACCGCCCCAAGUAGUCCAGCCCUUGAGGCCAAAAUGGACGCCCCAGCUGAGGAAAACAACGCCACCACCGCAACCUGAGAACAGUCCCUGCACUCCUCCAAGGGAAACCCCACAGACCCAUUAUCCUUCUCCACCACUGUAGACAGACAAUCGAACACUCCCCUUACCAAAUAAGGAAGAAAUCACUGCUACUAUCGAGGCUUCCAUUCAACACUUCUAAUGCUCGAACAUGCUGUAGGUUGUUAUGAUAGCUAACUCACCUGUACCUAACACUAACAUUAUCUUUGAGAUACUUUUUUCAAUUCACAGAUACUUUUCACAAGAUAGGAAAUAUAAGCAAGCGAGUCCAUUUUGUCAGACGUUUUAGCUGUUGUUGUUUCUUUUUUACAUUUCUAUGCUGCAUACACUUUUUUAGUGUGUAAACUAGAGCAUGACUGCCGGUCUGCCAACAAAAUCAGUUGCAGAGUUUACAAGUAAAUGUUAAACCUAGCUACUUUAGAUAUGUUUUAUUUUGAGGUGUGCAGAAUGGUUCCACACCCUUUUACAAAGAUAUAGGAACUUUAGAAUGGCAAGUGAACCGGACUCAAUCUAAUUCAACUUCAUCUAUGACCACCUACUCCAUUUGUGGAAUGAUAAAACCUUUGAUGAUGCCUGCUCUAAUCUCAGCAUGUGAAAAAACAGACCAAAACAAAAGCACGAACAGCUCAUAAAUUUGCAACGGACACUUUUUAAAUCUCAUAUGAUGAAACCAAUGACAUGAUUUAGCCCCCCCCAAGGACUUAUAAAUGUGACUAUGACAUAACGUUCUCGUCAAACUGGAUGAAUUUAAAUCAACUUUCUAUCAAACUGGACUGGAUUCCUUCCAUCUCCUUGUGACAUUCUCUAUACGUUUUCCUGAAACCUGGGAAUCCGAGGAUCUGGAAUUUUCUUGCUGGUCCUCUGCCGUCCUAUAGAAACAUCUAGAAAGCUUGAAUGAUGAAACAUCCUGAUACAAAAGGAGCAUGGCAUUAUCCCAGCAACACUAAUACCUGAAUGCUGAACUCUAACAUCAAUACCUUCUGCUAAACUAAGUCUAACUUUUGUUUAAAAUGGAUGUCUCAUGUGAUUGUGCUCCCAACUACGUGAGAGACUGUAUUGGUUAUAAGGUGUUGGCCAACUCUGACUGUCCCAGUGGAUCUCUAGAAUCAGAUUAAUCCAAGAGAAAGAGCUUGUUUUGAUCCUUGACCUCACCCCAGGACCUGAAGACCCCAAGGACACACCUCAGCACUUUAAGCAAUCCCCAGUAAAUCUUGGGAAAUGUAGUGCUGAUUGUUAUUCUGCUGACUACAACUAUGAGAGUGGGAGAGGGAGAAGAGGAGGGGUCUGGUGAGUGAUGUCAUUGGCUUAGUCCUAACGUUUUAAAAAAGAAUCCUCCCUCCUCUAUGUUCACUUCUGUCCUUCCUUCUGUCCUUCCUUCCUUCUGUACUCCCUCUUUUCCUUCCUCUCUUGCUUGCAGCAGGUGGUGAAGUACAGUAUUAUGGCAUGGUUUCAUCUGGCCGAUAGAUGUAGUUUUACUGUAGGUCCUGCCCUCUUGACUUCUCAUUUAUAGCUUAUGGGUCAGCCUUUAUACCCCAUGAUGACUUAUAAAAGUACAGUAUGAAAGUAUAGUCUUCCCUGAGAUAAUAGAACAGACACAUGUCAGACUAUUCCUUGCCUACACACAUCUACAUGCAUUACAGUCGUCUAUGAACUACAUACUGGAGGCCAACUGUAGAUGUACUCCACGGCUCUGAUGCCUAGUAUGUUGAUCUCACAGUACAGUAGACAUGUAGUUCUGGUUAUUUGCUCCAGCCUAAAACAGACACUUCACAAAUUAACCCACUAGCACCCAUCCACAGCACUGGAUAUGGGUGAUAUGGGUUGAUGUGUUCUAAUAGCCUACCCUAUUGCCAUUGGUCUCUCUGACUGCCCUAAAAAGGUCCUGCGAGAACUUCACUAACUAUUAACUCACUGUACCACCAUCUCCAGGACUGUGCCAUGACACCAUCUGUCUUUAGUUGCUUGAAGCUAUGUUACUCUAGCCUAGAUUUACAGUGCAAUAAGACUUCGCUGGUGGUUAAAACUCCUGUAGCCGCUAUGUGUUACAGGAGGAGGUGUGCAGAUACAUUUUGCUUAACAAAAGACAUCUCUACCUCAGUGUUUUAACUGACCGCCGUGACAAACACCAUGAAUGGUACAUUGAGUUCAGUGGACUACAUCUAAAAGCAUUUAGGAUUUUUAAGAGAAGCACAAAUAGGAGCCGUGUUAAAUUAACCAACCCAUCAAUCAGUUGUUGGAACACAUAGAAAGUACAUUCAACUUCAAACGAUGGCCUUUCUCUUUCUAAACACUUCCACAAUUCUAAGACGUUUUUUAAUGCUAAAAUGAAUAUGAGAAUAAAAUGAAAGUUAAAAGCCAUAUGGUAAGAUAGUGAUAUAGAUGUUAUGAUUAGUACAGUAUAUGAAUCAUGAUGAAUACAGUAUGAAUACUUUAGUGUUUGAGGUGCCUAAAUUCUUUGCUAUAUUGUCAAUCAACUGAUGUAAGUGAUAAAAGGUCAAUGAUUAUGUAAAAUUAUACCACUGAAGAGAUUUGGCCCCACUCUCAAUCUCAAUCACGAUCUCAAUCACGAUCUCAAUCUCGAUCGCAUUGCUCGUCAAGCUCUGUUGUGUGGAGCCAUAACACCCAUUUAGGCAAUACUAAAAGCAGUGUUUAGCUGUUUCUGCACACACACACACACACACACACACACAAACACUCCCUUAUGACGCUGCUGACGAGGUUCAGCAUUGUAAAUAUUGCAUGUGUAAUGUUUUAAAAGUCUCCUCUCAAAGGUUGAAUGUGUUUAGUGUAUAGAAUGGCCGUUGUAUUAUACUUGAUGAUAUAAAAAAGCUAAUCUAAUUUCUCACCUGUGCAAAGCCUACAUGCUGAUUAUUGAAUAUACUGUACACACACACACUAAUCUUCACUAACUUCUAAAAUACUAACUUGAACAACUGAAAAUGGUAAACACAACUGAAUAAGUGCAUAUUUUUCCGCAUCACAGAUCUUCAAAUAGAUCUCUAAAAUAUUUUGAUUGGAUUAACUUUUAUUAGUACUAUUUCAACCCUAUGAUGAUAACACUCACAGUAUAACACCCUUACAUAACUUAUAUAUAUAUAUUAAAAAAAUACAGAAUGAUCUAUGUCACUUUAAAGAUAAAGAUGUUUAUUGCAGCAUGUCCACAUGAUCCACCUCAAAGACAGUAUUAUUAUUCAUAUUUUUCUGCUUUUAUAAAAGCUGUCUGUGUGUAUGUGUGUGUGUGUGUGUGUGUGUGUGUGUGUGUGUGUGUGUGUGUGUGUGUGUGUGUGUGUGUGUGUGUGUGUGUGUGUGUGUGUGUGUGUGUGUGUGGAGGAUUGAUCAGUCAUAGUGUUAUCUUCAUCCUAACGUGUGUGUGUGUGGAGGUUUGAUCAGUCAUAGUGUUAUCUUCAUCCUAACGUGUGUGUGUGUGUGUGUGUGUGUGUGUGUGUGUGUGUGUGUGUGUGUGUGUGUGUGUGUGGAGGAUUGAUCAGUCAUAGUGUUAUCUUCAUCCUAACGUGUGUGUGUGUGUAGGUUUGAUCAGUCAUAGUGUUAUCUUCAUCCUAAUGUGUCUGUGUCUGUGUGUGUGUGGAGGAUUGAUCAGUCAUAGUGUUAUCUUCAUCCUAAUGUGUCUGUGUGUGUGUGGAGGAUUGAUCAGUCAUAGUGUUAUCUUCAUCCUAACGUGUGUGUGUGUGUAGGUUUGAUCAGUCAUAGUGUUAUCUUCAUCCUAACGUGUGUGUGUGUGUGUGUGUGUGUGUGUGUGUGUGUGUGUGUUUGGAGGAUUGAUCAGUCAUAGUGUUAUCUUCAUCCUAACGUGUGUGUGUGUGUGUGUCUGUGUCUGUGUGUGUUUGGAGGAUUGAUCAGUCAUAGUGUUAUCUUCAUCCUAACGUGUGUGUGUGUGUAGGUUUGAUCAGUCAUAGUGUUAUCUUCAUCCUAAUGUGUCUGUGUCUGUGUGUGUGUGGAGGAUUGAUCAGUCAUAGUGUUAUCUUCAUCCUAAUGUGUCUGUGUGUGUGUGGAGGAUUGAUCAGUCAUAGUGUUAUCUUCAUCCUAACGUGUGUGUGUGUGUAGGUUUGAUCAGUCAUAGUGUUAUCUUCAUCCUAACGUGUGUGUGUGUGUGUGUGUGUGUGUGUGUGUGUGUUUGGAGGAUUGAUCAGUCAUAGUGUUAUCUUCAUCCUAACGUGUGUGUGUGUGUGUGUCUGUGUCUGUGUGUGUUUGGAGGAUUGAUCAGUCAUAGUGUUAUCUUCAUCCUAACGUGUGUGUGUGUGUGCGUGUGUGAUCGUACCUGAGUGAGUGUGUUGUGCGUGCCCGUGUUGUGUGCGUGUGACACAUCAUUUUGUAUCUGUGUCUAGGUAUAACCCUCUAGCCUAUGUGUGUGCAAUGAGAAAAGAAAAUCACAAUUUCAGCUGUAUGUCGACGUCACAUAUCCAUGCUUAGAAAUGAUUGUCCUCAAUGAUCUGCUUAUCAUCUAACAUUUGUUUAGAAAACUCUCUGUGUUUGUCCAGACUCAGUAUGUGGUUAACAUCACACAAACCUGCACCUCUGAGGUGCUCUACACGGGAUGACUCUCAUCUUUGAUUUAGUGCCUCAAAUAUGAAAUCAAAUAUUCAAUGGCUAGUCAGCCUAUAUUCUAUAAAUACACUCCAAGAGGCACCGUUUGGUUUAUAUGAUGUAGGUCUCAGACUAAACAGAGGUAAAGUACUAUGUGCAGACCUGACUACCUUAUAGGUCUACUGUACUGUAUAUAAAGACACAACACAGUCAGGAGAUACAGAAAAUUAUAGUCAGGACAGGAAGUGUUUCAUAUAAAGCACUCAGACACUCAGUCAUGAUUGGAAGAGUGAUAAAUGACCUAGUUGCUUGGUAUUUGGUUAUCAGGGUUUAUUUGAAUGUGCAUUAGCAUGAGAUGAAUAACAUAUUGAAGUGUAUUGUGUAACUUGGUGAGACAGUAACUGUUGUACAACUUGGGAAUUCAGUGGCACUGUUUGUAUGUAAACAGCAGGUUGAAUUCAAAAUGGAUGCCAAAGCCUCAAACAGUAUUUGAGAUCUAGCCCUCCUGAAGUGGAACUGAGAUGUUGAGAUGUGCAUGUGGAUGAAUUUGACAUGUUUUAUACCACUACUGUAUUAUAGCGCUUCGCAAAAGAGGGGGUAAUGUAACAAACCCACCUCCUAGUGAGUCAACUCUAUUUGGAAUGGUUGGUUAGUGUCUGGGUCUUGGGACCAGAAGGUUGUGGGUUCAAUUCCCCCCCUGGCUGGGACAGACCCCCUCAAAUUCACUCCAGUGUUCUCAUUGGCAUUCCUUGCACUAUGUGAGUGAUCUCUCUCUGCCCUGAUUCUGAUUCUGUCUGUUUACUCCUUCUGCUGUGAUGGAGUGUGUAGCACUCUGUAGUCUGUUGAUCUCCCUCCUCCCUUUUUUCACAACACGACACACAGGCGUUUUGGAAAGGUGUUAUUUUCUUUAUUUCAUGUCUAAAAAAACAUAACGAAGAAUAAACAAAAGAUUAUGAGAAAAAUA